Anoplophora glabripennis (Asian longhorned beetle) is the source of this 1957-nucleotide messenger RNA. Its product is annotated as ankyrin repeat domain-containing protein 33B-like. Bases 1 to 1365 code for a protein of 454 amino acids. The transcript has 6 exons. The record is from RefSeq and is a predicted model, not a curated record. Gene Ontology annotation, molecular function: protein binding. Lineage: Eukaryota; Metazoa; Arthropoda; Insecta; Coleoptera; Cerambycidae.
AUGGCAGCAGCGUACAAGAAAACCUCAUACAACCUUCCUUUACAGCCCCGUCGGGUGCGCUUCAACCUUCCGUCGACAGAUGGGGACGGCAGUGGCCGCGGCGCCGAUGCCGACGGCAGCGUCGUCGUCAAGCACGCUCCGGCGGGAGACGGCUGGCUUCGAACACGCGCUCCUUUCAGUCAUCGUUCAGAUGCACGCCGUUCGGAGAGUGUGGACAAACACCCCGCAGGAGUCGUCACCAAAAACAACCGCGUCGCAGAGUUCACGUACCCCGGCCAAGGGACCAGUGUCCCGGUCACCGCGUCUCCAGGAGUUAGGACGAGGAUUCACCCCACUGGCAGGUACAUCAGAGGCACGCUGUCCCCAACAGCCAACGCGACACCCCACGCUGCUGCCUCCCCCGGAGGACAAGCCCUCCUGAGGGCAGCACGCGAUGGGGAUGACAGCGUAUUACGGGACCUUCUUCGUCGAGGUACCCUCAUUGGUAUACCGGAAGGAGACUUGAAUGCUGUCGAUUCCAGCGGAAGGACAGUAUUAAGUUAUAUCGCUUCUAAUGGAACGAUAGAUCUGUUGGAGCAAAUACUGCAAUUACCCGGAUUGGACCCCAAUAAACCGGAUAACGAAGGGAAUACUCCAUUGCAUUUCGCUGCUCAAGCCGGUCAAAUUGAGUGCCUGAACUGUAUGCUAAGUCGAUGUAGAGGGAUAGAAAUAGACGCUAGAAAUAAUUUAGGUUUUACUCCACUUAUGAAAGCUGCUCUUCAAGGGAGAAAUAAAUGUGCCAAAUUAUUACUAUUUGCAGGAGCAAAUCCCACCUUGCGUGAUAACGGACGUGGAUUCAGGGCGGACCAGUGGGCCAGAUUCUGCGGUCGCUAUGUUUGCGCGGAUGUCAUCGAGAAGCACGCGAGGCAGAGACUUCUUGAGAGGUCCACUUCCUAUGGGAAUUGGGGUGGAGAGAAUGAGCUCGGAGCCCGCGUUCUUAUGGGAAAAGUCAUUCCAGUCCCGACUAUCCCUCAGCAGUCGUCUCACGGUUUGAAAUCAAAAUUGAGGAAAGUAUUCAGAACGUCUUCCGGACCAAGUCCACACGACACGCUGUCGAGCGCACGCCUAGUCACUCAGCUGACUUCGGCCGCCCUCUGCGCCAGCUCCCCCGUGCUUCCUUCCGGCCCCAACGUCCCCCCAGUAGUGAAGAGUCUGAUCCGCCCUCUAACGGUCCCCCGCCUCCAGAUCACGCUGGUCAACAACAACGCCGACUUCUCCAACAGCAACGUCGGCAACGGGGUGUCGAAGCCCGCCCCUGUCGCCGCGGAGAAGGUACCCGACGAGAAGGCGCCCACGGUCAAGCCGAGGACUAAGAAAAAAAAAUAGCACGAGUGCCACCUCUGCAGAUGGUAGAGUAUUAAGACUAAGAGACUGUUGUUGAAUGCUGAAGAAUUGAGAUUAGCGUUCUGCGUUAUUUUGAUGUUAAAAUUCUUGAGAGUAAUACUUUAUUGUGAGGCCAGAUGUUUAACACGGAAUAAAAAUAUGUUUUUUACUGUUAUCGCCUACAGUCUCAGCUGUCAGGCCGUUGCAAUAAAUAAAGUAAAACAUUUUUUGAAGAGGACCGACGACAUAAUUAAGUUCGCACAACAUUACUAAAUUUUUUGAGGGGAAAAUAUGUUAUUAUAAGAAAUAUUUACAUUUAUCUGUCCAGAGGAAUUGGAAUUAUAUCAUAUAAAAAAUAUUUUUAUCUUCAGAAUAGUCAGAGUUGUCUAGUUAUUUCAAAUUUAUUAAAUCCUUUCAUUAAACAAAUAUUUUUGCGUCUUAUCCACUGCUAGUUAAAGAAGCCAUAUUUUUGGCUUUUUAAAGUGUGUAUCAGGUUUUCUUUAGCAACUUUUAUUUGAUAACCUAUACUCCGCGGUCGAAAUUAUAGAGAGUGACUCAUCGCUAGCUUUUGGACUAGUAAGGGGGAUGAAGCGUG